AUGGUGGUCCGCCCUGGCCGCCCCCCCUCUCCCCGCCGCCCCGAUUUCCUUUUUCCCCUGGGCGCUUCGCUGCCGGCUUCGGCACCCGCUAAUUCUCGACAUUUCCCAAGCACGACUCCCAAGCACGACUCCCAACCAAGGCUCCCAACCAAGGCUCCCAACCACGACGACAAAUUGAAAGAGCCAAAUCAAAGAGCCGACUCGUUCCUCGCCCGAUCCGGAACCGGCCGACUCCCUUCCCUCGACCGGCCCGCUCGCCCCCGACGACCAUCGGCCAUGGCGGAAAUGUCGUCGGCGACGUCGCCGUUUCCGCUGCCGCAGAUCCUCGCCUACCCCGCCUCGAGGCCGCCGCGGCUCGUCACCCAGGGCGCCGAGGGCCGGCUCUACGAGACGACGCAUCUCGAGGCCCACGUCCCCUGCGCGCUCAAGUACCGCCCCCCGAAGCCGUGGAGGCACCCGAUGCUCGACCGGCGUCUGACGAAGCAUCGAAUCCUGUCCGAGGCCCGCAUCCUCGCCAAGUGCCGUCGGGACGGCGUGCGCGUGCCCGCCGUCUACGCCAUCGACGAGGCCGGCGGCUGGCUCAUGCUCGAAUGGAUUCCCGGCACGCCGGUGCGCGUCAACAUCAACCGGUGGCUGGGGGACCGGACCGAGGGCAUCGAGGGCGACGAGCCCCUCCAGAGCCUCAUGCGCCGCAUAGGGGCCGCCGUGGGGAACCUGCACCGCGUCGGCGUCGUCCACGGCGACCUGACGACGAGCAACCUCAUGCUGCGACCGUCGACGGGCCGUGCCCUCGCCGCCGACGACCAGCCCGUCGACCACGUCCUGCACGGCGAGGUUGUCAUCAUCGACCUCGGCCUCGCCAGCGGCAGCAUCCAGGACGAGGAGCGUGCCGUCGACCUCUACGUCCUCGAGCGCGCCUUUGGGAGCACGCACCCGCGCGCGCAGUGCCUCUUCCACCACCUGCUGGAGGCGUACGGGGCGACCUUUAAGCAGUCGGCGGCGGUGCUCAAGAGGCUCGAGGAUGUCAGGAUGCGCGGGAGAAAACGGACUAUGAUUGGCUAA
Molecule: messenger RNA, 1062 nt
Organism: Drechmeria coniospora
Lineage: Eukaryota; Fungi; Ascomycota; Sordariomycetes; Hypocreales; Ophiocordycipitaceae
Product: putative MNORI-2 protein
Exons: 2
Coding region: 1-1062 (353 amino acids)
Biological process (GO): protein phosphorylation
Cellular component (GO): EKC/KEOPS complex; cytosol; nucleus
Molecular function (GO): protein serine/threonine kinase activity; ATP binding
Source: RefSeq, a predicted model, not a curated record